AACAACUUGCGGGGAAAGGGGGAAUCGGAAAUUCAACCAUCUUUCCGAGCAUCAUUCACGCGCUACUUAAAUUCAAUAGUUCACAACAGAACUGACCGCCAACCUACUUGGCAAUCAUUGUACCAAGGCACCCAGACAAUCCCUUUCACAAGUACCUUCGUGCUAUACAUCGCCACCUGUAAAAUGGGUAUCAACCGUGUCGUCCAGUUUCAGUUCAAGCCGGACACCGGCAGCGAUGCCAUCGAGAAGGUGUCCGCCAAGAUCCAAGAGAUGAGGGAAAAGUGCUUGCACCCUGAGUCCAAACAGCCUUACAUUCAAUCCAUCCAAGGUGGCGCUGAUAGCUCGCCAGAAGGCCUACAGCAAGGUAUCACUCAUGCAUUCGUCAUCCAAUUCGACAGCCCUGAAGACAGGGACUACUACGCCCUCAAAGACCCAGUCCACCUCACUGUCGUGGCAGAGCUGGGCCCUUUGGUAGAGAAAGUUCAGAUUAUUGACCUGCCGAGGAAUGAUUGAGCAAGGGUCGCGUUGGACUCUGAGGCUCUGGUGUGGUGGCCCUGCUAGCGUAUCGUUUGCAGGCAAGCGAGGGUGAAUAGAAAUUAGAUUUGAGAGCGAUAGUGAUCCAGCCCUGAAUCCAUUUCCUUUACAUACCACGAUCCAUUGUUUCGUAUGAUUAUUUUAGGAGGCUGGCAGUAAUAAAGAACUUCAAAAGACUAGUAUAUAUUGCACUCUAUAGUCUCAUACAAUAAGCAG
Molecule: messenger RNA, 750 nt
Organism: Fusarium odoratissimum NRRL 54006
Lineage: Eukaryota; Fungi; Ascomycota; Sordariomycetes; Hypocreales; Nectriaceae
Exons: 3
Coding region: 184-513 (109 amino acids)
Source: RefSeq, a predicted model, not a curated record